AUGAGUGACAACCCGUUUGAGAACCAAACGGUAGGCAGCAAUUUGGGAACCGGAUCUAAUGAUAAUCUGUUGUCAAAUUCAGAUAUAUUUACCGAGUCCAAUCCAUCGUUGGUCUAUUGCACAAUGUCGAUCCAAGAGACAAUGGAAAAGUUAAACACUAAUGGUACUACAGGUUUAGAUUCGAUUGAGGAAGUUAGUCGUAGAAAGAUUGAGUAUGGUCCAAAUGAAAUUGUGGCAGAGGAUGAUGAAAGCUUAUUCAAAAAAUUUUUCAUGAAUUUCGUUGAGGAUCCAUUGAUUUUAUUAUUGAUAGGUUCUGCAGUGAUUUCCUUUAUUAUGGGCAAUAUUGAUGAUGCCUUGAGUAUCACAAUGGCUAUUGUCAUUGUCGUUACUGUUGGUUUUGUUCAAGAAUAUCGUUCCGAAAAAUCUAUAGAGGCUUUGAAUAAAUUAGUACCUGCUGAGUGCCAUUUAAUUAGAGGUGGUCAGAAUUCAAAGAUUUUGGCUUCAGGUUUAGUUCCAGGUGAUUUAGUUCAUUUCAAAAUCGGUGAUAGAAUCCCAGCUGAUUUAAGAAUCAUAGAACAAGUCGAUUUAUCCAUUGAUGAAAGUAACUUAACAGGUGAAAAUGAGCCUGUUCAUAAAUCAGCAAAACAUGUCAACAAAGACAGUUUUAACGAUCAACCAAACUGUUUCGUGCCAAUCUCAAAUAGAAAUUCAAUCGCGUUUAUGGGCACUCUAGUGAGAGAAGGUCAUGGUAAAGGUAUUGUAAUUGGUACUGGUGCUAAUACAUCCUUUGGGGCAGUCUGUGAAAUGAUGAGUAAUAUCGAAAAGCCAAAGACUCCAUUACAAUUGGCAAUGGAUAAACUAGGUAAAGAUUUAUCUUUCAUGAGUUUUAUUGUCAUCGGUAUCAUUUGUUUGAUCGGUGUUAUCCAAGGUAGAUCGUGGUUAGAAAUGUUCCAAAUUUCGGUGUCUUUAGCUGUUGCAGCUAUUCCUGAGGGUUUACCAAUUAUAGUCACUGUCACUUUAGCUCUUGGUGUCUUAAGAAUGGCUAAACGUAAGGCUAUUAUCAGAAGAUUACCAAGUGUUGAAACUUUAGGUUCUGUUAACAUCAUUUGCUCAGAUAAAACUGGUACUUUAACUUCAAACCAUAUGACAGUCUCGAAGCUUUGGUGUUUAGGAAGUAUGUCAAAUAAAUCAAACAUUUUAUCUUUGGAAAAAAAUAAAGACGGCAACUUGAAGAACUAUCUAACGGAAGAUUUGAAAGCUACUUUAAAGGUCGCUAAUAUUUGUAAUAAUGCUUCAUUUUCUCAGGAACACGGUGCAUUUUUAGGUAACCCAACAGAUAUUGCACUAGUUGAACAAUUAUCUAAGUUUGAGUUAACUGAUAUGAGAUCGUCAAUUAAAAAAACCAGUGAACUCGCCUUCAAUUCAAAGAGGAAAUAUAUGGCCGUCAAAGCCAAAAAUAAUGAAGAUAAAUCUACCAUAUUUGUAAAAGGUGCAUACGAAAAGGUUUUGGAUCAUUCUACUCACUACUUAUCAAAAGCAGGUAAAAUUGAAAAAUUAACCCCAGCUAUGAAAGAUACCAUUAUUGAAUGUGCUAAUACUUUGGCUUCCGAAGGUUUACGUGUAUUAUCUUUUGCAAGUAUAGAAGUAUCAAACGCAUCAACUCCAGUUACAGAAGCAGACAUUAAAGAUUUGGUAUUUUUUGGUUUAAUCGGUAUGAACGAUCCUCCAAGACCAACAGUUAAGCCAGCUAUUGAGCAAUUAUUGCAAGGUGGUGUUCAUGUCAUUAUGAUCACCGGUGACUCUGAAAAUACUGCUCUAAGUAUUGCCGAAGAAAUAGGUAUACCGAUCAUUAGUCCAGAGGUAUCUAUCUUAACUGGUGACAAGUUGAAUGACAUGAACGAUGACGAAUUAGCUAGUGUUAUUGAUCGUGUUAAUAUUUUUGCUCGUGCAACUCCUGAACAUAAAUUGAAUAUUAUUCGUGCAUUAAGAAAAAGAGGUGAUAUUGUGGCUAUGACUGGUGAUGGUGUUAAUGAUGCACCAGCAUUAAAAUUGGCUGAUAUCGGUAUUGCUAUGGGUAAUAUGGGUACUGAUGUUGCUAAGGAAGCAUCUGAUAUGGUUUUAACUGAUGAUGACUUUAGUACUAUUUUAACUGCUAUUGAAGAAGGUAAAGGUAUCUUUAACAAUAUUCAAAAUUUCUUGACUUUCCAAUUGUCUACUUCUAUCGCUGCAUUGUCAUUGAUUGCCUUAUCCACUGCUUUCAAACUGCCAAAUCCAUUGAAUGCUAUGCAAAUCUUAUGGAUUAACAUAUUGAUGGAUGGUCCUCCAGCCCAAUCAUUAGGUGUUGAACCUGUCGAUAAUGAAGUUAUGAAAAAACCACCAAGAAAGCGUACAGACAAGAUUCUUACUGAUGACGUUUUAAAACGUUUAUUAACCACUGCUGUUUUCAUAAUUUUUGGUACUGUUUACGUGUUUAUUAAAGAAAUGGCUGAAGAUGGGCAAGUUACUUCUAGAGAUACAACGAUGACAUUCACUUGUUUUGUUUUUUUUGAUCUUUUCAACGCUUUAGCUUGUAGACACUCCACUAAGUCUAUUUUUGAACUUGGCUUUUUCAGUAACAAAAUGUUCAAUAUUGCUGUCGGUCUGUCAUUGUUGGGUCAAAUGUGUGCCAUUUAUGUUCCAUUCUUUCAAAGUAUCUUUAAAACAGAAAGCUUAUCAAUUGGUGAUUUAGCUUUCUUAUUGUGUAUUAGUUGUACUGUAUUCAUAGGUGAUGAAUGUAGAAAAUAUUUCUCCAGGAAGAGAUCAUCGAAUGAUCCAUAUUACUACUCAAAUGUUUGA
Messenger RNA from Tetrapisispora phaffii CBS 4417, 2835 nucleotides. RefSeq names its product Ca(2+)/Mn(2+)-transporting P-type ATPase PMR1 (gene PMR1). Gene Ontology annotation, biological process: calcium ion transmembrane transport; manganese ion transport; intracellular calcium ion homeostasis. The transcript has a single exon. Bases 1 to 2835 code for a protein of 944 amino acids. The record is from RefSeq and is a predicted model, not a curated record. Lineage: Eukaryota; Fungi; Ascomycota; Saccharomycetes; Saccharomycetales; Saccharomycetaceae. Gene Ontology annotation, molecular function: P-type calcium transporter activity; ATP binding; ATP hydrolysis activity. Gene Ontology annotation, cellular component: Golgi membrane; endoplasmic reticulum; plasma membrane.